Peniophora sp. CBMAI 1063 is the source of this 657-nucleotide messenger RNA. The record is from the annotation of a GenBank genome assembly. Lineage: Eukaryota; Fungi; Basidiomycota; Agaricomycetes; Russulales; Peniophoraceae.
AUGCGUGGCUUUGCGACGCUCUUGACUGCUCUGGCCGUUGUUCCAUUGGCGUUUGCUCAGACGACGCCAGCCUGCGCGUCAAAUUGUGCUCCUCAAGUCGCCCAACAAGCUGGCUGUGGCACGACGUCGAACACGACUUGCGUCUGCCAGACCUCAGCGCAGACGUUCUUCAAUCUUGCAGGGCAAUGCCUCGGUUCACUGUGCUCGACCACCGAUCUCCCUCAAGCCGAGGCGUUCUUUGAAGCUUUGUGUGCAGGUGCCGCCUCAACAGGUUUACCAGUCUCGUUCUCUUCCACGCUCCUCGUCCCAAACCCGUCAUCCACGCCCUCAACCUCCGCGGCCUCCAGUACUGCACCCGCCUCUUCUUCCGCAGCAUCAUCUUCUGCCGCGUCGUCUUCCUCGGCUGCCGCAUCGUCUUCUGCGGCUUCAUCGGCGUCGAGCGUCGCAUCUAGCGCCGCGUCUUCGGCAUCGGUGUCAGCAACGUCAGCCGCGGCGAGCUCGACCGGCUCUGCGACACUCAUCAGCCCCAGCGGUUCGCCCUCCGCAUCUGCGCCGGCCGCGAGUACCACUUCUGCCGCAGCUCCUGCAAGGAACGCUGUGAACCAGGGCGUGCUGUUCGCCGCAUUCGGCGCGAUCGCUGCGUGGGCAGCGGCGUAA